Molecule: messenger RNA, 1736 nt
Organism: Oncorhynchus gorbuscha (pink salmon)
Lineage: Eukaryota; Metazoa; Chordata; Actinopteri; Salmoniformes; Salmonidae
Exons: 5
Coding region: 229-1530 (433 amino acids)
Biological process (GO): Notch signaling pathway; protein ubiquitination
Source: RefSeq, a predicted model, not a curated record
ACAGUUUAGGAUCGGUUUCAAAUUUGAAAAAAAAAAAAAAAUGCUGAAUGCGACUCAAGAAUAAAAUGACGGACAUCGAUCAAAUAGAUUGCUACGGUAAAGACAAUAUAGCCUUGAUCAUGUGUUCCUAUAUACUGCAGAAGUAGAUUUAGCGACCCUCCGGGGAACAGGAAAGUUAGUUGGCUCUAACUCAUAGCAACGAAGGACGCACAACAACAUAGUUGCACCAUGAUGGCAAAUGAGUCAUUGAAAGAGGUAUUUUCAGACGUCACUCUCACUGAAGAUCCGAACACUUUCAAAGAGCCCAACCGGGUGAAGUACCUUCUCACUGGAUGUGGUAACCGCGAUACGGGAACCAAGCAUUAUGAAGUGCGGGGAUCGUUUGAUGAAAUAGAGGACCUGUUUGUGAAGAUGUCAAUUCUAGACAGAUAUGCCGCCCCCAAUCUCAGAGACAGUCUUCUUCGUCACCAACAGCGUCCUCGGUCACCACCGAGUCCAGUGAAACCAGUGGCGAUAGUUGGAGCCGUUUGGGAUUUCAUCCAACAGAGAUGUUCAAAGGAGUUGAAGAGAAUCCAGGGGGAAGACGUCUUAAUUCAUAAACCUCGUGACAAAAUGGUGGUGACCUUUCAAAGUCACAGAAAAGACUCGGUUUGGGUUCAUUUCGCCAGAGAGCGCUUUGUCACGUUCUAUCAGAGACUCGCCACAGAUCUGAAAGUGCAGACUUACAGUUUGGCUCCGCAAUACUACAAAAACUUGCAGGGACAGUUUCCAGAACUUUUGAUUGAAGGAGGCCCCAGUAAAGACAAUAUUACAGUGACAGGGCGCUACAUGCACAUUGUGAUGUUGGAGGAUGUUCUACGGUUCCAUGGUUCCAGUUCCCCUGUGACAUCACAACGACCCCUGACACCCCAGAGAGUUAGCCCCCGAGCCUCUGGUACUACACGCAACAAGCAAUCGGACGACGAAGAAGACGAAGAGUCGUGUCCGAUUUGUCUGGAAACCAUUAAAGAGGACAGAAAGAAGACGUUGGCAUGUAAACACUCGUUCUGUAGAGGCUGUCUGGAGGAGGCGUACAACACCAAACCUGUCUGUCCAACCUGUGGGGCAGUCUAUGGGGAACUGAAGGGGACGCAGCCAAAGGGAGGGACUAUGGCUGUUACUCGGGAAAGAUCUUCUUUGUCUGGAUAUGACAAGUAUGGAACAAUAGUGAUUCAGUACCACAUUCCAAGUGGAAUACAGAAGGAGGAGCAUCCCAACCCGGGUCAGAAUUACCAGGGUGUGUCACGUACAGCGUAUCUCCCAGAUUCCUCAGAGGGCAGGUAUGUUCUGGCUCUCCUGAAGAGGGCCUUUGACCAGCGACUCACGUUCACCAUUGGCCGAUCUUCCACCACAGGCAUGGAAAACAGAGUCACGUGGAACGACAUCCACCAUAAAACCUCCAGGAGAGGAGGCACCAGUUGCUAUGGAUACCCUGACCCCGACUACCUGAGACGUCUACAGGAUGAACUGAAGGUCAAAGGAAUCUAUUGACAUGUCAUCUGCAUGUCUCGCAACUACCGGUAUGCAAGAAUGAAGAAAGAGAGGUCACUAAUACAUGUGGUACACACACACAGCUGCUUCAGGUUACCUCUUGUGAAAUUAAGAUGGUUUUCUUGUUGGGGAAACGUAACAAAAUAAUGUCACUAAAACAGAAGGGGUACUUAACAGUUCUGAUAAUCAGAACAUAACAGGUUUUG